Messenger RNA from Verruconis gallopava, 1737 nucleotides. RefSeq lists its product as uncharacterized. The transcript has a single exon. The record is from RefSeq and is a predicted model, not a curated record. The coding region runs from base 69 to 1496 and encodes 475 amino acids. Lineage: Eukaryota; Fungi; Ascomycota; Dothideomycetes; Venturiales; Sympoventuriaceae.
CGAGAAUAUCCAGAAUAAUUUAAUAAUCAAUCGUCCGCUCCGCAUCGAUUCAUCGCUUUUAUUCUUCCAUGCGUUCAGAUCUUGACAAUCUGGAACGACUCCGUCAGAACCUGGAGGAAAAUAUUUCAAAGCUGAAGACUUCCCUUCGGCACUGGCAAACAUGGGAGUUCGAAUACUCGGGACUGAAGGAAGAGUUGGAACGACCGGAGGAGGAACCAAGCGUGGAGAAGAUGCUAGAGAUAGCUCUUGAUCAAGAGUGCGAGGUUCUGGAUGAGAAGGAGAUUAAGUCUUUACUCAACUAUGGCAAACAACCGCCACGAACACGUUCUGAGGUCCUUGCACAAAUACGGGGGCGCAUAGACACUGGGAAGAGAAAUGCUGACACUCUGCGCAAGCUACUUGCAGCUACAGAGGAGAAACUGAACAGUAUGCUCGCUGCAGGUGACAAAUCUUGUGUCGUGGGUGACGCGGAUUUCGAAGGCCAGCAGAUGGAUAUUAUUGAGGAACUAGAUGAUAACGAUAACGUCAUCUCCAGCCGUGUCAUUAACACAUCAAAAGACAGAGAAAAAUUGCGAGAGAUUCUUCGGAGCAAAGGCUUUGCGGAGGAUGAGACGCUAGAAGACCAAAAUGUUCCCGAACAAGACAAUGGAGAAUCUAAAACAGUGCAGCAACAGACGAAUACACAGCCAAGCGAUAAGUAUGAAAGCGUCUCUUCCGCUCCCAAAACAGACAACCAUGGCAUGAAUUCGGCCCCUCCACCGAACAAGAUGCACCCCACGCAACGCAUGCUCGUGCUCGAUGAGAACGACAAGAUCAUAGACUCAAAACCCCUCGAAUUGGUUCACGCCACCGAAAACAGCAGCAGCAUCGAAGAAGAAACAGUCAUAGCACAAAUACGCGAGGCUCGUGCAAAUGCGAAAGAGAUUGCGCCUAUAGUAGCCAGUUUUGAUAUUGAACCUGCGUCGGACGAUGAUACAGAAACAGAUUUGGAAGACUAUGAAGACGAUGAGAACGAUGAGAACGAAUAUGGAAUGAACGACAUUGGCACCGAGUUGACGGAUGAUUACAAAGCGCAGAUGGAAGCGUUAAUGCAAAAGCAUGCCGUGGCAUUGGAGAACGUCGGCCCAAACUUUGAUUACGAAGUUCUUCGAAAAUUGGAGACAGCACACAGGGACUCAGCUUUGGUUGUUUCAUCAGCCAGGCGAGAAGAUGUAAAACCUUCUCAAUCUGCUGCAAGCAGUCGCAAAGGCGUGCGCUUUGCUGAAGAACUUGAUAUCUCCAAGCCUGUGGAAAACAAGGAACUUAGUUCUUCCACCAAUUCGGAGAGGAUACUUGAUAAAAGAGUUUUGAAACCAGUAGCGGAUGCGAUCUUGGAACACUCGUCUCACGAUGCGCCGUCCGAGGGCAGGAUAGGAACGACUCGUAAAGUAUCUCGCUUCAAGACAUUGAGGAACACGACCUUUAACGCAGCCCCGGCUACAAAAUCACCGUCAUAAGGAUUUCAAACGGGAGCUUCGGUUGCUAGGCCAUCCAACACUGGCGCGUUAGUGCAUAAACCAAGAGAGGUAAGUCACUUUGCAGAACCAAGGUAGACUUAUUGUUCCGUAUGGAGCCCAUUUAAGGCACGUAGAAUGUGCGAUAACAGCGGUAUAUUUAUAUUGAUAGAUCUGUAUCUAGUAGCCAGGAUGUAUUAUACAACAGACCUGAAAUUCUCGUGAAUUUGACUUGACUUUUUCC